Messenger RNA from Juglans regia (Persian walnut), 615 nucleotides. RefSeq lists its product as uncharacterized. The record is from RefSeq and is a predicted model, not a curated record. The transcript is spliced from 2 exons. Lineage: Eukaryota; Viridiplantae; Streptophyta; Magnoliopsida; Fagales; Juglandaceae. The coding region runs from base 1 to 615 and encodes 204 amino acids.
AUGGGUCAUAUUGUGCUCACAUGCAUUUAUCGCUUUGACCAAGCAUAUACAUCUGUUGCUUCUGCCUCUGCCCACUAUACUGCCUCAACCUAUGCCAUUGACGGUGCCUGGUACCUUGACACGACAGCCACAAAUCACAUAACUAGUGACAUUGCCAACCUCAACCUCCAGUCUGACGAAUACCAAGGCUUGGAUCAAUUGCGAUGGCCACCACCACCACCACCACCACCACCACCACCACCACAUGCCCACAUCUCCAUUUCCUCAACCAUACCUGAGAUCUCAUCAUGCUUGUCUGCUGCCCAGAAUUUCCCAGAAUGGAGGCAAGCCAUGUCAAAAGAGUUUAACGCCCUUCUAGUCAAUGAUACUUGGACUUUGGUCCCUGCCUCUGAGGCUACUAACGUUGUGUCAUGUAAGUGGGUUUUUAGAACAAAGAAACUUGCAGAUGGAACAAUUGAAAGGAGAAAAGCACGGUUGGUUGCAAAGGGGUUUCAUCAACAUGAAGGUCUAGAUUAUGAUCAAACCUUCAGUCCAGUGGUAAAAGCCACAAUAAUUCGACUUGUUCUUUCCCUUGAUGUGACCAACAGAUGGCACAUCCAACAAUAUGAUGUGUAA